UACACUUGUCGGCCAAAUGUAGACAGGAAAUGGUUUAAACUGUUUGCGUGGUACCUGUCUAUUGGGUGUGUUAGGUUAAGCUGGGAAGAACACUUGUAAAACUGAAACGGAACAAACCAAACUGAUAUUUACAGAGUGUCUGACAUAUUUGGUUUAACUGAGCGUAGACAUUCCCCAGUUCAAACGCAAGAAUGUCGGCGGUCCAGAGGAUGAAAGUUGCUAAUGAAAAGCAUAGCAAGGCCAUCUCACAGCGAGGAAACAUCCAGAAAUCAUCGCGUGUGGACCAAGAUGACAAGUCUCCUGUGGGACCCUGGCUAUUGGCACUGUUUGUAUUUGUAGUAUGUGGAUCGGCUAUCUUCCAGAUCAUUCAGAGCAUUCGGCAGGGAAUGUGAUCAGCUUUGAAAAUGAGCCCAAUCCUCUCCGUAAUGUGCCAAAUGGAAUCUGAGAAGGAAACAUUCUGCGUUAUGCACUACAUCUUUACGUUUCUUGCUGUUUGUGCUCUUCUGUGAAACAGAAUUAAGAACAAAACAUAAAACAAAUUUGUUAAGCUAGUUAUAGCAACUUCAUUUGAGACUGUGACUUUGAAUUUUGAAGGUUUAUUGGAGUUUUAAUGUGCGUGUAAUUCUGAGCUCAUUUUGCAUAGCAUUCUAGUGUGUCUUAGUUUUAUGGUUCUUUACUCAGGUACUGAAGAGAAGCUGAAGGUAUAGAUGGAUUUCUUUGUGUUAUUUUCCUGUUUGCUUUUGGUUAUUACAAUGUUGACAGCAGUCUUAAACAAAGUUUGCUUUUUACUCCUAGUUAGGUAUGCAUGAUUCUCCCAUUUCUUUCCAGUCUUCCAAAAGUAUGUUGUGUGUUGCUUCCAGAUUAACACUGGACAUUAAUUUUUAAGAAGUUUCUAACUGUGUGGAGUUUCAUUUAUAGAUCUUAUAGAUAAUUAGGCUUUAUAAAAUACUUGUCAGGAGAAUAUCCUAAAUACAUGGUAGUUGACGUUUUAAGCAGGUGAUUUACCUCUGUGGUGUUUAGUUGUAUAAAUCUGUGAUGCAGAAGAACAUCUGGGUAUCCUUAUCUGACUAAACAGAAUAUAUAUGGGAAGCAAAUCUCCAGGUUCAUUGGAUACUGCUGCCACCUGACGACUUUGCUGUUUCCUCAGAAAUAACAUGCCUAGUCUAAAAUGGCUUCUCAGAUCCUCACUAAAGUUAUUAAAACUUAACUUUUUUCUAACCACUGGAUAUUUCUGCACACCAGGUGAGUUAGUAUAAUAAGAAUCCCAAAAUGAAGCCUAGUACUUUUCAUAAAAAGGAAGCCUUUGGUGCUGCAGAUUUUAAAAGUUAAAGGUUCAUAUCUGUGUUUUUUUGCUGUGGAAAGGGCUACAAAUAUUGUCAUGAGUGUGAGACGACCUGGCUAUAUUCAAAGAAACACUGCCUUUUAGCAAUAAAUCUCAUAAAGUGCAGGCGGUCAUUUCUGAUGCAUAGUAUUGUGUUAAAUAUUCAGUUUUGGAAUACACUGCACUCUCAGUAAAAUUUCUGCGAGUAUUUGAAAAGAUCAGACCAUUCAUUGAUUCUUUCUGUCACAAUAAGAGGUGCUAUGAGACCUGGGUAAACUAUGUUCUUCCACACUCCUUAUUGGAAUAUCUAGAGUAUGCAGAUGAAACAAGUGUUUAUUUUUCUUUUUGCAAUCAUAAGAAGAAUAACAUUUCCAUGGACAAAAUAAUAAAAGGACAUCUGGUAAUGUUUUGUGCACAUUUCUUCACUGUGGUAAAGUUUUAGUAAACAGUUCAGUUCUGCUAUAUUUAAAGAAUGAAUUUAGAUUUUAUUGUAAGGAUACAAGUAGGACCACAUAUGCCAGUCUCGCAUGAACUACACCAGCUAAAAUGUAAUGUACCUAUGUGAGAUGCAAGCUGUUCAUAAUCCCAACUGUUUACUUUUCAUGUUGAUUUCUGUCUACUAAGUAGUUUAAGCCAUUCUCAUGCUUUUACCUACUGCAAACAAAAAUCUGAAUGACUAUGGUACAUGGAACCUGUGAUUUUUUUUUUUUUUUUUUUUGUAUAAUGACAGUCCUAUUUGAAAAGUGCAACUGCUGCAGAAAGAGAAAGCCACAAACGUUAAGUUUAAGAACAGUUAUCUUCAUACUAUAUAACCAUACAGGUAAGCAAAAAAAAAAAAUCAAAAUGUGAGCAAAAAAUGAAAUCUGACAAAAUGUUGCUGAUAUUCAUUUUAGUCAGAAAUUCCUUGGUUGGUAGAAGGAAUAUUUGGUAAAGGUAAAGGGGUUCAGUUAGAUUGGUUGUGUCGGUUACUUAAUGCAGUGGUUCUCAAUGUGUAGUCCACAAACGGUAUAUAAUCAUAUUUGACCAAAAUUAUAUUUCAUUUGCACAAAUGUGUGUCUCUUACUAACUUUCAUGAUUGUAAAAUCUAAACGUCUGUUGCUCACUCGUAUCAAACUACAGCAUGAGCAUAAUAUUGUCAACCCACUUUAGUAGUUAAGUCUUAAACAUUGCAAUUUUCUCAUGUUUUUUUCCUGUGUUUUGUGUUUAUAACAUGAUUCUGCUUAUGUUGCUGAAUAUUUUACUUUUAUAUUCUUAUUGUUGACUAAACCAUUAUUUUGCAUGAAGUAACUGAUUUUGUAUUUGCAGAAAAUGUUAAUUUGUGGUGCCUUAACCUACAUUAACUCGGAUGCAUCUCAUUUAUACACUCAUCUCCAUUUUUGACAUAUUACGUGUUGACAGUUCUAUCUUGCUUCAAAGCAUUUUGGACUUGGUGAUACCACUUUAAAAAUGUUUACUCCCAUUCCCAAAAACUUAUUUUUUAAGGCUGGGUUUUCUAUUCUACUAAAAAAUAACUUGGUGGGACCAGUGAAACAUGGAGGCUACUAUAACACUGAAGCUGUCCAGAUUUGGUCCUUUGACCACCACCUUGAUAUAUAUCAUCAGAAAUAAUUAUAUUCUUCUCAAUUUUUAAUUAGUGGAAGGAUUUUUGAAAUAGGCAUUUUUAUGUGAAAUUAUUAAUGUAUGGUGUGUGCAUAUAUUUAAUAGACAAAUGUGUUAAUGUAAUGUGGAAUUUAUGCUAAUAACAGUGAAACAUCAGGUGGUCCACGGUAUCGUUAACAUUGGCAAAGUACUCAGUCCUAAACACUUAUAAAAACGAACUUGAUGACUGACAGAAGAGAAGCUUGUCUGUCUUAUUUCUUAUGUUUUGUGAUACUAGAAAAAGUAAAAUAGAGCUGAGAUUGUGGCUGAAUUCGCCAGAUUUGUUAACCUUCGUACUGCUGAAAAAAAGUGUGAACAAAACUGCUAAAUAGUUAAUUUUAUGUGCUGAGUGAUUCCCAUCCGUCAUGUAAGUUGGUCUUGUGACAAGAUCAGUAACCAUAGUCAACAAGUCCUUAUGUCAAGAGGUCAUGUAAUGUAACAUUGGCUAAAUAUGGACAUUCAUUAAAUUAGUCAAGAAUUUUUUUAAACAUAAAACAUUCCUUAAAUGUGUGUCCCAUAACUACUACAAAAUAAAUAAAGGCUAGUUUAAUCUAUUGAAAUUGCAUCAGCCCAAACCUCUUACCAGUAUGCUUUGUAUGAGGAGAUUACAAAGGAGUUAAGUCUAUUGUUAGGAGUCCUUUUUUAUGUAAUAGGACUAUACUUGUGAUAUCUUAGAAGUCAUCACAUGGAACCUUGCUUGAUUUAUUUUUAGACAAAAAGCAAAUGCACAAAUUCAGCUUGUGCUUUGAGAAUAUAUAGUAUAACUUAAAAGGUUGUAUGUACCAUUUUAGUGGGUAAUGGGCAAAGAAUGGCUUAAGCAAACUAGAGAUUUUUUUUUUAAGAUGUUUUAUUUGUGAUUGACAUGGCAUUGUAUUUUUCUGUUGUUGGUGAAAUGUUUAAUUCUAUUUUUUUCCAGACAGUCAACAGAAAUAAAAAGAUAACCUAAAAGAAAGUUGAUUAUCAUUAUCUGGAAUGUUAUGUGGUCAACUAUAUCUGUGUUACUUUAUUAUUUUACCCGGAUUAUUAUUCAUCUCAGAACAUCAGGCAUUCCCUGUGACAUAUGUCAUUCUAAAAAAGCAUUAAUAAUUUCCCCACAAAAAUCCAAAAUAAGUAAAUAAAGCUUCUACCACAAUUAUAGAAAAUUGUCUAGUAUUACUGAGAGAGCAUGGUUAAAACACUUGUUGGACAUUAAGUGGCUUAUUUUGUUUGAUAAAGGUUCUGUUGUGGGUUUUAUAGUGUAUAGCCACUGAGCUGUUUAGGUUUUUACUAUAAGGAAUAUUUUAUUUGUUGAGAUAGUAGUAGUUUAGGUGCUUGUCUGAAUUUUUCCAUUCAUACUCCUGGUUGCUCAGAAGGCCUUUAUCCACCUUAAAGAAGUGGCUGGUGAUUGUCCAAAUUAUAAAAUGUACAUCUUUAUUCAGCUACUUACAAAGAUAUAAUUCUGCAGUUUCUGCUGUGCUGUUUUUAGAACUAUAAUAAACUGAUAUGUACUGUGAACAAGACACUCAUUUUUGUCACACAGAGUUCUGCUGUUUUAUACAAAUAAACGUAUUUUCUCAACAAA
This is a messenger RNA of Erpetoichthys calabaricus (reedfish), 4520 nucleotides long. RefSeq lists its product as uncharacterized. The coding region runs from base 192 to 392 and encodes 66 amino acids. The record is from RefSeq and is a predicted model, not a curated record. Gene Ontology annotation, biological process: endoplasmic reticulum unfolded protein response. Gene Ontology annotation, cellular component: endoplasmic reticulum. The transcript is spliced from 3 exons. Lineage: Eukaryota; Metazoa; Chordata; Cladistia; Polypteriformes; Polypteridae.